GGGAAUGUCAUCGAUCGCAUCCCCUCUUUGUUAAACUCAGCCAGCCUGCGAUUCCAUAUCUGCAGCUGCUCCCUUCCCACUGGCAAUGCCUCCUCGUAGGAAGCCCAAUCCUGCCGCAGCGAGGUCUGCACGGCCUGCAGAGGCCGCAGACCCUGCUUCGAAAGGAAAGCGUCCUUCCCAGUCCAAGCCUUCUGCAGCUCCAGCACAGUCGACCCCGGCGGAGCCCGAACACCAGCAUGACCAUGACCAUAACCGGGCCGAUGAGGAAUCGCCGCAAUCUUCCUAUCGCCAUCGAGACCCCUUCGAUGCGCUCCUGGAGCCCUUUUACUACAACAAAUCGUUGACCGACCCCAUCGAUACCGCCAAGGAUAAGUGGAAUCUGUUGCCGGCGUUUUUGAAAGUGAAAGGAUUGGUCAAACAGCACAUCGAUUCGUACAACUACUUUGUCGAAGUCCAGUUAAAGAAGAUCGUCGAGUCGAGUUCCACCAUUCGCAGCGAUGUCGACCAUAACUUCUACAUUAAGUUUACCGAUAUCUACGUUGGUACUCCGCGACGUGCAGAUGAGCAGCAGGAUGCCGGGUUCGACAUUGAGUCUACGGUGACGCCACAGGAGUGUAGACUUCGUGAUACGACAUAUGCCGCUCCGAUCUUGGUCAACUUUGAAUAUGUGCGUGGCCGUCAAAGGGUUAUCAAAAAGGGUGUGGCGAUCGGCAGAAUGCCUGUUAUGCUUCGGAGUUCGAAAUGUGUGCUCUCCAACAAGACGCCCUCAGAGAUGAGUGUGUUGAAUGAGUGUCCUCUGGAUCCUGGUGGUUAUUUCAUUGUGAAUGGAACGGAGAAGGUUAUUCUCGUCCAGGAGCAGUUGAGCAAGAACAGAAUUAUCGUUGAAACGGAUCCCAAGAAGGAAAUUGUUCAGGCAUCGGUUACCAGUUCUUCUAAUGAGCGCAAGUCUAAGAGUUACAUCGUUUGGAAAAAGGAGAAGCUCUACGUCAAACACAACGUGCUGAACGAAGAUAUCCCCAUUGUUGUGCUCCUAAGAGCAAUGGGUAUUCACACUGACAAGGAGAUGAUGCUUCUUGUCGCGGGUAUCGAUGAAGUUUACCAAGACGAUUUUGCCAUCAACUUUGAGGAAGCUAUUAAGCUCGGCAUCUCCACCCAGCAGCAGGCCCUUGACUGGAUUGGCACGCGCAUUAAGAUCAACCGUGGCAAGCAGCAGGCUUACCGCAGAACUCACGUGCAGGAGGCAGUCGAAGCCAUUGCUUCAGUCAUUAUCUCUCAUAUUGAAGUUAAGAACAUGAACUUCCGACCAAAGGCAAUCUACGUUGCACACAUGGCUCGCCGUGUUUUGAUGGCCAAGAAUGAUUCCUCCCUGGUCGAUGACCGUGAUUAUCUCGGAAACAAGCGACUGGAAUUGGCUGGUCAGAUGUUGGCCUUGCUAUUUGAAGAUCUGUUCAAGAAGUUCUGCUUCGACAUCAAGAUGAACAUUGACAAGGUGCUGAACAAACGCAACCGGACAGAGGCCUUCGAUGCCUGGAGUGUUAUGAGUAUGCAUGGUAAUCACAUUACCCAGGGUAUGAAUCGUGCCAUAUCGACAGGUAACUGGAGUUUGAAGCGUUUCCGUAUGGAACGUGCUGGUGUUACUCACGUUCUCAGUCGACUGAGUUAUAUUGCGGCGCUGGGUAUGAUGACCCGUAUUAGCAGUCAGUUCGAAAAGACCAGAAAGGUCAGUGGUCCCAGAGCUCUGCAGCCGUCCCAAUUCGGUAUGCUUUGUCUGGCAGAUACCCCAGAAGGUGAAGCAUGUGGUCUGGUCAAGAACUUGGCACUUAUGACACAUAUCACAACCAACGACGAAGAGGGCCCCGUCAAGAAUUUGAUCUUCAUGUUGGGAGCGGAAGACAUUGCAACCUUGGGUGGAAAGGAACUUUAUGGCCCUGGAAGCUACACAAUCUCGAUUAACGGUACACCGAUCGCGUUCACACGACGUCCCAAGUUCUUCCUCGACUCGUUCCGAAAACUCCGUCGGAUGGGUAGAAUUUCCGAGUUUGUCAGUAUCUACAUUAACCACCACCAGCGCGCAGUGCAUAUCGCCACAGACGAUGGACGUAUUUGCAGACCGCUCAUUAUUGUCGAGGGCGGCAAGUCCCGGGUCAAACAACAUCACCUUGAGAAGCUACGUGAAGGAAAGAUGGAGUUCGACGAUUUCCUUGCCCAGGGACUGGUGGAAUAUCUUGAUGUAAACGAGGAGAAUGACUCAUACAUUUCUAUCUAUGAAAAGGACAUCAACGAGGCAACGACCCAUCUGGAAAUUGAACCGUUCACUGUCCUUGGAGCUGUCGCCGGUUUGAUCCCUUACCCGCACCACAACCAGUCACCGCGUAACACCUACCAAUGUGCUAUGGGUAAACAAGCGAUUGGUGCAAUCGCUUCAAAUCAAUUCCUUCGCAUUGAUUCUAUCCUCUACCUCAUGGUGUAUCCACAGAAGCCUUUGGUCAAGUCGCGUACGAUCGAGUUGACCAAGUACGACCAGCUCCCGGCCGGUCAAAACGCAAUGGUCGCGGUCAUGAGUUACUCUGGUUACGAUAUCGAGGAUGCUCUGGUCUUGAACAAGGGCUCCGUCGAUCGUGGUUUUGGACGUUGCCAGGUGUUCCGAAAAUAUGUCACAAACUUGAAGAGCUAUUCCAACGGUACCAAGGACAGAUUGAAUGCUCCUACGUACGAGAAUGACGCUCCCAUCAGAAAGCAUGCUCUCCUUGAGAGUGACGGUUUGGCGUCUGUAGGAGAACAAGUCAAUGCGGGUGAAGUCUACAUCAACAAAACCACCCCCGACCAAACCAAUGCCUCGUUUGGCUCGGACGCGAACCGGCCUAUCUCAUACCUCCCCACACCCAUGACUUAUAAGCUCCCUGAUCCAUCCUACAUCGACAAGGUUAUGAUGUCUGUGACAGAGGGAGAGAACCAACUGAUCAAGGUGCUCACUCGUCAAACCCGUCGACCAGAAGUCGGAGACAAGUUCUCUUCCCGUCACGGACAAAAGGGUGUCGUUGGAAUCAUCGCCGAGCAAUCAGACAUGCCCUUCACCGACCAGGGUAUCAACCCCGACAUCAUCAUGAACCCCCACGGUUUCCCCUCUCGUAUGACAGUCGGAAAGAUGCUGGAACUUGUGGCCGGAAAAUCCGGUGUGCUUGCCGGUCAUCACGGUUACGGUACCUGUUUCGGCGGCACCCCCGUCGAAGAGACAUCCCGAAUCUUGAUCGAAAAGGGCUUCAGCUACGGUGGAAAGGAGUACCUCACCUCCGGUAUCACCGGUGAACCGCUCCCCUUCUACGUCUUCACAGGACCAAUCUACUAUCAGAAACUCAAGCACAUGGUUCAGGACAAGAUGCACUCUCGUGCCCGCGGUCCCCGCGCCAUCCUCACCCGUCAACCUACCGAGGGUCGAUCCCGAGACGGUGGUCUCCGUCUAGGAGAGAUGGAACGUGACUGUCUCAUCGCCUACGGUACCAGUCAGCUCCUCCUCGAGCGACUCAUGGUCUCGUCCGAUCGUCACGAGAUCGAUGUCUGCGAACAGUGCGGUUUCAUGGGUUACCUGAACUGGUGCCAGCGAUGCAAGUCCUCACGACAUGUCGUCAAGAUGGUCAUCCCGUACGCUGCUAAGCUUCUCAUCCAAGAACUCAUGAGUAUGAACGUCACCGCUAGAUUGAAGCUUGAGGAUGAGUUCCCCGAGACGAGGGGUAGGUAGUGUGUUUGCUUGCCUUGCUACUCGGCUACCAUUUACAAGGGAUUAAAAAAAAGGGAGGAAGAACAAGAAAAUGGCUUGAUACUUAUGAGAUUUAUGUUUGUGCAUUACAGAAAGAAAAAGAAAAGUCGGGCGCUUGGGUCUUUGUGUUGUUUUUCAUCUGCUGCUGUACAUAUCGUUUGCAUGCAUAGCGCGCGGCGACUUGGUUUUACGCUGUUAUGGUUACUUGGAUAGAAAAUCAGAGAUUUGUUGAUUUUUUCAUCGGUUUAUUCACUAGUACUCCC
This is a messenger RNA of Aspergillus wentii DTO 134E9, 4017 nucleotides long. RefSeq names its product DNA-directed RNA polymerase III core subunit RET1. Gene Ontology annotation, molecular function: DNA-directed RNA polymerase activity; ribonucleoside binding; DNA binding. Gene Ontology annotation, cellular component: RNA polymerase III complex. The transcript is spliced from 3 exons. The record is from RefSeq and is a predicted model, not a curated record. Bases 86 to 3736 code for a protein of 1216 amino acids. Gene Ontology annotation, biological process: DNA-templated transcription. NCBI's taxonomy places the organism in Eukaryota, Fungi, Ascomycota, Eurotiomycetes, Eurotiales, Aspergillaceae.